AUGGCGGAAGACAUCCGACGGUUCGAUCAGUCACAUUUUGUGAUGGUGGUGUCAAGCAUCGCCUGGGAGUGGCAUGCAUCUCGUGCCCUGGUCAAGACUCUGGAGUAUUGUGGUGCCUACCACUUCGGGAUGUGGGCGCACGUCUUCGCGGAGCACCAGCAUUAUGCCUCCAACAAGUCCGAUCUGGACCAGUCCGCCUCGGACUCCGAGUUCGGGCACCCAUACGCCUUCAUUGGCAUACCUGGAAUCGGGUCUGGCAUGGGAUGGGAGUCGCUGAUGUAUAACACAGGGCACUACGAGCCAAGGAAUUUGCAGGCGCAGCAUGCGGUGAUCCGUGCUGUGGCGUACUACGACUACGUCGCGCGCGUGUAUCGGUUGCAGGAUGUUGCAGCCUCGAAGUCUGAGUUGUACAUGAAGAAUAUUCCGCCUUCCACGGAGACGGUGCACAAUCCGUAUCCCAGCGGCACGACCAUUGACUCAGGCCACGACAUCCCAGAGAUGCAGCUGAAAUACAAACCUUACAUUGGCACGAUGAAGAACCACAUCACCGAGAUCAUUGAAGCGAACGAACAAGUCGCGCCGUACAAUUUCGUGUUCACAAUCAAGACGUACGCUGAAGUAGUCAAGGUGGACCCGAGGCCCACUGAGUAUCAGGUGACGGAGUUCGACCGGAUCUGGCAGAACGCCAGCGCCAGGUAUUUCCCAGAUGGCUCGGUCCACCUGCCAGGUGUCGACGUCGAGAAUAGGACUUGCAAGGACUUCGUCUUUCACGCGCACCUCGAGGCCAGCCCCGACACGUGUGGCGAGGGCUUCUCAGAGUGCUGUGACCUCAUAGACUGGCCUGGCUUCAUCGCCGCCGAGUGCGACGUCGGCGUGGCGCCGACGUUGUGUAGGGACUACGCGUCCUUCCAGCUGCAGAGGAACCCUGAACGACUCGGCGGACCCGACGGCCCCCUACGGCUUCCGGGUGAUCAGCUGGUCGAGCUGAGAGCGGCCCCUCGGCCCCUCGCUCGCCGGCCCCGCCGGGGGCUCCCGCGCCCGCGGGCGCGGCAUGGCGCUCCUCCUCCGCCCUCGUCGUCUCCUUUCCCCCCCCACUCGUGCCCGCCCCCUUCGUACUGCCGCGUGCUGCUCUCCUUGUUGACUCUCACACCCGCCUCUCGUUUUCGCUCCCCCUGCAUAUGCAGGAGGCGUGUGCGGAAGCGACCGCGACAAACAAGUGCGCCUUAG
This is a messenger RNA of Prorocentrum cordatum, 1227 nucleotides long. The record is from the annotation of a GenBank genome assembly. Lineage: Eukaryota; Dinophyceae; Prorocentrales; Prorocentraceae.